Phytomonas sp. Hart1 is the source of this 2550-nucleotide messenger RNA. NCBI's taxonomy places the organism in Eukaryota, Euglenozoa, Kinetoplastea, Trypanosomatida, Trypanosomatidae. The record is from the annotation of a GenBank genome assembly.
AUGUCGAAAUGCGGCCUGACGGUCGGACAGGCGGCGGGGGGCUCCCUAAAAUCGUUUCUUCCCCAGUGUGGGCUGUCUUCAUCCGAUGGGAAUCACAAGAUUGGCGAGAAGCGCCCUUUUUGGGUCGAUGAGGGGGCCUAUGUGCGCUAUUUGCGAAGCUGCGUGACGCGGGAGUUUACGUACAACUGCAUCGGCUAUAUCAGCGCGCUCUGUGAGUAUAGUUAUCAACAUCCCGAUGUCGAUCUCGCCAGGUGCCGUUUAUUACCCUCUUUUACGAAAACCGCGAGCAUUCCUCAGCUCAAAAUGCUUUGCGAGGAUACGUUAGAGCUUCUUCAGAGCACCGCAACCCUCGAGGUGGAGAUCCCGAUUGGGUGGUAUUUGGCAAAGGCGAUGCUGUCCAAGCGUCUGACCGACGCGCGGGUGCUGUAUUUUAUCUGCUGUCAAUCCCUGGUAAGGUUCCUCGACGCCGCCAUUUCCAAAGUUCUUCAAAAUUUUAACGAUCCCACCGCAUCCUCCGGUUUUUUGAGCCUCGCUCAGCUUUUCGAGGAAAGAAAAGGCACGACCUGCGCGAUGUGUUUUGUGCUCAACCGCAGCACCGGUACCACACCAGGGGUUCUGUCGCCCCAACUCGCGCCCCCCUCCAAAGAAUUUGUGGGUUCGAACGACUAUGGAUUUCAGGGUUUUUUGAAAGAUUGGUAUAAUAUCCUCCACCAGUUCGAUCGUACCGUCCGGAUGCUGCGAAAUCUUUGCGAGACUGUCAAAGGCGACGAGGUUGAGACCCUCGCGCUCGCGAACUACACCGUCCGUAUUCCCAAAGAAGUGUUGGACCGAAUGAAUGUUUUAUCCCGCGUAAUGAAGGCGAAAUUGCGGGGAACUUCUGAGGAGGACGACGACGACAACGAAAGAGCGUUUUCCUCCCAGACCGAGACGUCCGAUCGGGUUGGUUUUAUUCCUUCCGCAGGGGUAGAUUUGCGGGUGUGGAAGGAUCGUCUUUUCUACGCGCGGAUCACCUGGGAUAGACAGCUUGACGCCCUCCGCGGGCUUUUUAAAGAAAACCGCGGGGUUGGGCCGCUGUUGGAUGGGGUGGAGGAGAAGUUUCGGCAUUAUUUUAAUGCGCUGGAGGGGCUGUCGGAUGGGGGAGGCUACAAGGGUGCGGACUCACCCGGCGCCCUCUCCACCCUUUGCGAGACAUCCUGCGAGUCCAAAGGGGGAAAUGAGGCUUCGUUAAUAAAUACCCUCAUCGCGUGUACGGUCUCGCCGGAAGAAUCCUCAGGCGGCGGAGCAGGAGGAGGAGGGACCUUUCCUGAGCGCGAGACGGUGAAUCUUCAGCUUUCCCGCGCCUAUCACCUUCACAGCCGGGUUUCGGAGCCCACGCUUUCGUCGUCCUCCCUUCCGACGGAAAAUAAAGAAGGGGGCAAUGACGAAGUCGUCCGCGAGGGAGGGAUGCCCUUGACGGAGGAAUUAAUCCACACCAACGCGUCGAUCCAAAGCCUGCUCGAGAAGGAUGACGUCGUGGUGGUGUGUAAUGAGCCGGUCUCGACAGACGAUCAGGGGAGCCUGGCGGCGCGCUUUCAAAUCAUCCGAGGCCAUCCCUCUAUCGGGGAAGGGAGUUUUAGCUGCGUUUAUCGAGCCUGGGAUGCUUUCAUCGGCCGCUAUCUCGCGGCGAAGGAGAUCACGUUGGAGGCCAAACGCCUCCCCGGGGUGGUGCGGGGGGUUUUGAAAGAGUACAUGGUGCUCACGAGCCUCCGCCACCCCAACAUUGUCCAGGUCGUCGCCUUGAUGAUUGACGGGAAUUCGUGCAAGAUUUUUAUGGAAUGGAUGCCAUCAGGGUCUUUGCGGGAGGUUUUGCGGGAGAACCGCUCGGGGGUUCUUCGCGAAGGGGUGGUGAGUCGAUAUAUUCGCGAUACGCUGCUGGGGCUGGAUUUUUUGCACAGCCGCGGGGUCCUCCAUCGGGAUAUCAAGCCGGCGAAUAUGUUGUUGGGGACCGAAGGGGCUGUCAAGCUCACGGACUUCGGGACGAGUGUGCUGCUGUCGGAGAACGAGCAGACGCUUGAGUCCGGGGUGAUUAUGGGGACGGCCCCGUAUAUGGCGCCCGAAGCCGUCCGCGGGAUUUAUUCUGCCGCGAGCGAUGUGUGGUCGUUGGGGUGUACCGCCCUGGAGCUCGCCACUGGGCAUGUCCCGUGGGAGGAUCCGGAUACCGGCACGCGAUUGAACCCGGUUCAGCUAAUUUACAAAAUCGGCAAACUCCACGACGACGACAACGCGUAUGGGAUGCCGCAUUCCUACCUCCGCGCGAGAUCCCCCUCGAGUGAGAACGGUGCUGCGGGGAUUCCCCAACCGGCGGUGUCGGUAUCUGAGGAUUUUCUUGGUUUUUUGGAUUCCAUCUUCGUCCUCGAUCGACACGCGCGCGCGACGACCGCGGAGCUGCUUGCGCAUCCUUUUAUUACCAAACAUCACGAAGCCUGGAAGCUUCGGCAAAGCGAAUUGGAGGCGGAGGUGAAUCAUCUCAGCACUGAUUUUCAAGCUAAACGCGAGGAAGGAGCGCUGUGA